Carya illinoinensis is the source of this 630-nucleotide messenger RNA. RefSeq names its product protein FAR-RED IMPAIRED RESPONSE 1-like. The record is from RefSeq and is a predicted model, not a curated record. The transcript is spliced from 3 exons. Lineage: Eukaryota; Viridiplantae; Streptophyta; Magnoliopsida; Fagales; Juglandaceae. Bases 1 to 630 code for a protein of 209 amino acids.
AUGACAAAACGGACUGAUAGGGAAGAAGAUGACUCUGUUAAAUACGUCACUCUUUGUUGUGCCCGAGGUGGGAAGGCCCGGAAUAGGACGUUGAAUGUUGCCAAGCCACGUCCGACAGGAAAGACAGAAUGUAAGGCAAGGAUUAAUGCCUUAAAAGAAGUUAGUGAUGCCGUAAAAAGGGUCCUAGAUACCAAUGAUUUGGCUGGCAUCCAAGCGAGUAAGAGUUACGGAUCUCUCGUUGUUGGAGCGGGUGGAUUCGAGAAUCUCCCAUUUCUCGAAAAGGAUUGUCGCAAUUAUAUUGACAAGGCAAGACAUCUACGACUUGGCGUAGGUGGUGCUGGAGUGCUUCGACAGUAUUUCUUACGGAUGCAAUACAAAAAUCCUGGAUUUUUUUAUAUGAUGGACAUAGAUGAUGACGGGAGGAUGCCCUUUGCACCAUUUGUUGGUGUAAACCACCAUGGGCAGUCAAUUCUGUUGGGAGCCGGCUUGAUUUCUAGUGAGGAUACCGAGACAUUUGUGUGGUUAUUCGAGACAUGGUUGCAAUGCAUGGAUGGUAUCGCUCUGAAAGCUAUUAUCACUGAUCAAGAUAGAGUGAUAAAUGCAAUCGCUCUUGUCUUUCCAAAUACCUAG